GAUGAUCCACUCGGCCUCACCGUUCUACAUGUCCCGGACUCGGAGCAUCGGACGGUAGAUAUUUUGUUUAUACAUGGACUCGGGGGAACAAGUAUGCGCACAUGGUGCAAGAAUAGGGACUUGGACUUACUGUGGCCUAAGCAUUGGCUGCCUGAGGAGACAGAUCUCUCGACAGCUCGUAUCUUGACCUUUGGAUAUCACGCCCACUUCUCGACCAAGAAACAGCAAGCAUCCUUGAACAUUGGGGAAUUUGCCAACGACCUCCUGUUUCGCAUGAAAUAUGGCGAGGACGGCAAGGACAAAAUGGGCCAGGUACCCAUCAUAAUUGUUGCGCACUCCAUGGGAGGGCUGGUGUUCAAAAAGGCCUGUACCCCUUCUGACUUUAUGGAAAUUAUCCAUGGACAGCUGAAUGAAAAGUAUAAAAAGAUCACAUCGAGCAUCAAGUCCGUUCUGUUCCUCGCCACCCCGCAUCGAGGGACAGAUGUGGCUGAGACUUUGAACAAGAUGCUAUCUAGCUCUAUCUUCGGACACUCUCCAAAAGAUUACGUGACGGAAUUAACCAAGAAUAGCCCUACGAUUGACGAGCUCAACGAGCAGUUUCGACACCGUGCCGCCAAGUUAAAAGUAUUAUCCUUCUACGAGACCCUGGGCACCAAUAUAGGCCCUGUCAUUGUUAUGAUAUCAGAAAAGCAUUCUUCGGUUUUGUGUUAUCAAGACGAAACGCCGCAACCAUUGGUGGCUAAUCAUCACGACGUCUGCAAGUUUACUAGUCCUGACGACUCCAAUUACAAAUCCGUUAGAGGCGCUUUGCGUAGUGUUGUGAAUACGCUGCGAUUUUCCGGAGCCGGUGACCCUGGGGCUGAACAAGAUCUGGAGGCGGUACAGAAGUGGCUCAGAACCACCGGAGCACCCGACGAUGACAUGACUGCCUUCCGAUCCGUUUGA
Pseudomassariella vexata is the source of this 945-nucleotide messenger RNA. RefSeq lists its product as uncharacterized. The annotation marks the transcript as partial. The transcript is spliced from 2 exons. NCBI's taxonomy places the organism in Eukaryota, Fungi, Ascomycota, Sordariomycetes, Amphisphaeriales, Pseudomassariaceae. The record is from RefSeq and is a predicted model, not a curated record.